This is a messenger RNA of Mus pahari (shrew mouse), 1825 nucleotides long. It is a transcript of the gene Lsp1, whose product is annotated as lymphocyte specific protein 1. The coding region runs from base 461 to 1444 and encodes 327 amino acids. Gene Ontology annotation, biological process: signal transduction. The record is from RefSeq and is a predicted model, not a curated record. The transcript is spliced from 11 exons. NCBI's taxonomy places the organism in Eukaryota, Metazoa, Chordata, Mammalia, Rodentia, Muridae. Gene Ontology annotation, molecular function: actin binding.
ACAAAAGGAAAGCAGCUGCUAAGCAUCCUGAGAAAGGAGAGGGGAGAGAGACCCACAGAAACAGGGUCCGGGGACAGUGGAAGGGCCUGGGGCUGCCAUCUGGGAGCCAGCCCCAGACCCCUGCCCCCAAGGGCUGGAGGGGCUGAGACAGACAGACAUCCUUCAGACAGACAGAUGGAGGAGACAGGGAAGGGCUGUCAGAGCCUGAGAGACCAGACAGACUGACAGAGGGAGGAGGAUAGGGACAAGGACACAAAGAGAGGGACAAGGAGAAGGGACAGGGCAGGGCAGGGAAGAAGAAAGGGAAAGAAAGAAGGGAAGGGGAAGGAGGAGAAGGAGAAGAAGGCAGAGGAGAACAGAGGUGCUGGGCCAGAGCACCAGGAGCCUUUGAAGCUGCAGACUGUGUCCCCAGGGCCAGGGGUCAGGCCAGGUCACCAGCGUCGUCGGGCAGGCCUGCAGCAUGAAUGGCCCCGCACUCCUGAGGAGAAAUGCUAGCAAACGGGGCCUGGAGAAGCUGCUGAGGCUCACAACUCAGUGGAGAGAAGAAGACGAGGAAGAGGCUGCCCGUGAGCAGCGUCAGCGGGAGCGAGAGAGGCAGCUACAGGACCAGGACAAAGAUGAAGAUGAAGGUGGCCAUUCCCUGGAGCAGCCAGGACAGCAGUCACUCAUCAGCCUGAAGUGCUCUGAACUGGAUGAAGAUGAGGGUUUUGGUGACUGGUCCCAAAAGCCGGAGCCACGGCAGCAAUUCUGGGGGAAUGAGGGGACUGCAGAGGGGACUGAACCCUCUCAAAGCGAGAGACCAGAGGAGAAACAAACAGAGGAGAGUUCUCACCAAGCCAAAGUCCAUUUGGAGGAGUCAAACCUGAGCUACAGGGAGCCCAAUCCAGAGGAUGCUGCUGGGGGUUCUGGGGAGGCCGAAGAGCAUCUGAUACGUCAUCAGGUCAGGACCCCCAGCCCUUUGGCCUUAGAAGACACUGUUGAGCUGAGUUCACCUCCCCUGAGCCCCACCACCAAACUGGCUGAUAGAACAGAGUCCCUGAACCGCUCCAUUAAAAAGAGCAACAGUGUGAAGAAGUCUCAACCAACCUUGCCCAUUUCCACAAUCGAUGAACGCCUGCGGCAGUAUGCCCAGGCCACUGAGUCUUCUGGCCGAACUCCUAAGCUGUCCCGCCAGCCCUCCAUAGAGCUACCCAGCAUGGCUGUAGCCAGUACCAAGACUCGUUGGGAAACAGGAGAGGUGCAGAGUCAGUCUGCUUCCAAGACACCCUUCUGCCAGGAUAUAGUAGCUGGAGACAUGAGCAAGAAAAGUCUGUGGGAGCAGAAAGGAGGCUCCAAGAUCUCAUCCACCAUCAAGAGCACCCCAUCUGGAAAGCGGUACAAGUUUGUGGCCACUGGACAUGGGAAGUACGAGAAAGUUCUUGUGGACGAGGGCUCAGCACCAUAGACCAUGUCUGCAUCCUGGAUAGACUCCAGCCAGAUGCCACUCCCAGCCCUGACCAAGAAAAUGCUUCCUGUUGACAGUCUGGCCUGCUCUCGUGCCUCCAACAACCAAGCUGCCACUAGCCUCUCCUUUUGAUCCUGGACCCUCCAUCUUCUCUGCCCUCUCAUCCUUUGACCAACCCUCCAACUCUGCUUCUCACCAUCAGCUAAAGGGACCAGUCCCUAGAGGAGCCAAGAGCUCCCAAGGAAGGAUGAAGGAUAGAAGACAAGCAUCCCAACCAGUUCCAAGGGGUGACUGUCCCCAUGCAGAAUGCUCAGGACUCUCGAGUCCUGCCCUGUGGCAGAUCCUUCAUUUUGUGCAAUAAAGUGCAUUGAGUGUCCCCUA